CUAACCUCACUUAGAGAUGAAACGUCGAUAAGUGAUGUUGAUGUGUUUUGUUACUUAAAUCUUACUUAAUGAAUAUGACUUAAACCGGGCGGCCUUAAUUGAUUUGUUCUCGUGCCUUUGAUCGUACUUAAGCAAUGGAUUCGAGUAAAAAAUACGACCGUCCAUCUCCCGAAGAGACAGCGAAUCCUCUUUCGAAACUAUUCUUUGCUUGGACGUUGCCGUUUUUCAAAUACGGCUACUCGAAUGAUUUGCAAAUCAAAGAUUUAUACAAUUGUGCUAAAUAUGACCUUUCUGGCAAACUCGGGGAUGAAAUGGAACGAAAUUGGCUUCUUGAAGUCAAGUCCUCAUUGAAAAACAAUAAAAAGCCCAGCCUACUUCGUACACUACGUCAGACUUUCAUAAAAUCAUACUCACUCACCGGAAUCAUUCUUUGUUUGCAAUGUACAGUAUUGAAAAUGUUUCAGCCUAUAGUAUUAGCAGAGUAUAUUAGUUAUUAUGAGGUUAAUUACAAAGACCGGUCGUCCGGUAUGGGAUGGGGCCUUGCCACUGGUGUUAUCCUAAUGGCGUUUGUCAACAUCAUGAUUAUCCAUCACUGUAAUUUGUAUUCGCAAAGAAUCGGAAUGCGGAGUCGGAUAGCCACAUGUUCACUCAUUUACAGAAAAUUACUCAGACUGAACCGGACCUCAUUGGGCCAAGUAGCCGUCGGAAAGUUAGUAAAUUUACUAUCAAAUGACGUACAAAGAUUCGACAUUACUGCUACUUUCCUCCAUUACAUUUGGAUAAUGCCUAUACAAACAAUUAUAGCUUUUUACGUAAUGUACCGAAGUGUCGGUAUUGCCGCCUUAUCUGGUCUAGGGGCUAUAACCCUUCAAGCUGUCUUCUUGCAAGGCUACUUAAGCCGACUUCAAGGGAUUUACAGAAUGCAAAUAGCACAAAAAACCGACAAUCGAGUCAAACUCAUGAACGAGAUAACAGCCGGUAUUCAAGUAAUCAAAUUGUACGCUUGGGAAAAACCGUUCGAGAAAGUCGUAGCCUUAGCCAGAAAAUACGAAAUCAACAUCGUAUCUAAAACUUCAUAUAUUCGAGGUUUUUCAAUAGCGUUGAUGGUUUUUACAGAACGCACAGCUUCGUACUUAACUCUCAUCACUUUCGUACUUAUGGGCAAUAAAUUGACAGCAGACGUGGUUUUUUCCGUUGCCCAACUUUUUAAUACUGUUCAACUUUACAUGUGUAUAUUAUAUCCUCUGGGAGUUUCGACUUUCGCCGAAGCCAAAACUUCAGUCAAGAGAAUUGAAGAGUUUUUACUCCUCGAAGAAAAUGAAACCACGAACGACUUAUCGGUACCACAAUUCCAAAAAACUGGUACUAUCAGACUCGAUAAGGUUAAUGCUAGUUGGACUCCUAACCCCAUUGUCCACACUCUCAUGGAUUUGAAUAUCGAARUCAAUCCCGGGACRUUAUGCUGCGUUGUAGGGUCGGUGGGUGCAGGCAAAAGCUCAUUUUUGCAACUUCUACUAAAGGAAUUACCGCCGAACUCAGGUCGGGUUAGUCUCACUGGAAGUAUAUCCUAUGCAUCACAAGAGCCUUGGCUUUUCGUGUCCUCAGUCCGUAAUAAUAUUCUUUUCGGACAGCAAUACGUAAAAAAUCGCUACAAAGACGUGGUCAAAGUUUGUGCAUUAGAAACCGAUUUUGAGCAAUUUCCACAUGGCGACAAGACUCUAGUGGGUGAAAGAGGAACCUCUCUUAGUGGAGGUCAAAAAGCGAGAGUUAAUUUGGCCAGAGCUGUGUACAGAGACGCUGAUAUAUAUCUCUUCGAUGACCCUCUCUCUGCCGUGGAUGCCCAUGUCGGCAAACACUUAUUUAACGAAUGUAUUGUGAAGUAUUUGAAAAACAAAACUAGAGUUUUGGUAACGCACCAAUUGCAAUUUUUGCGACAAGCUGACCUCAUCAUAGUUUUAAACAACGGUCAAGUUGAUAAAAUCGGGACUUUCGCCGAACUCUCCGAAAAUGAACUUAACAAUCUAAAAUUGGAACAACCUGAAGAAGUUGCUACUAAAGAACAAGAGGUGGAACAAAGACAGAGGCUUAUGUCGAUUGCGUCACACAAUAGUACAGUUCCUGAUGAUGAUGAUGAUGAAGUUGAAGCACAGGAGACGGAGGAGUUGAUGGAGAAAGGCGCAAUUCCAACUUCCACUUAUUUGGAUUAUUACAGAUCGGGUGGAAGUUUCGCAGUUUUGUUGUUUUUAGUGGUUUUAUUGAUUAUUGCACAGGCUAGUUGUAACGCUUCCGACCUUUGGUUAACUUCUUGGACAAAUAUGGAGCAAGAUCGUUCAAAAACAGUCCAAGUAGAGACCGGCGAUUCAAACACCACAGAAUUGCCAUUUUCUAGUAUUAAUGAGACAAACACAGAAGUGCCAAAUGAACUAAACACAACAGAAAUCAUUUUUACAACGCUACCACCAUUAUUUAAUUUGACAGAUCCGAACCAAACACUUUCCCAAGCUUCCUACAUCUGGAUCUACUCGAUCCUUAUCAUCUUCUCUAUUAUCCUGACAACAAGUCGUUCACUACUUUUCUUUAAAAUCUGCAUGAACGCAUCAAAACGUCUUCAUAAUCUUAUGUUCAGUAAUAUUCUCCAGGCCCCGAUGCGAUUUUUCGAUACCAACCCUUCGGGUCGUAUCUUAAAUCGAUUUUCUAAAGAUAUGGGUGCUAUGGAUGAACUCUUACCACGUGCUACUAUUGAAGCAAUUCAAAUUUUUUUGGUCAUGGCAGGGAUUCUAUUCAUGGUUUUUGUUGUAACUCCUUGGAUGAUUGCUGUGUCUGUUGUUCUGGGUGCCCUAUUUUACUGGUUCCGUGUUAUCUAUUUAGCGACAGCUCAAGAUGUUAAGAGACUGGAAGGAAUAACAAGAGCUCCGGUUUUCUCUCAUGUAUCUGCUUCUUUGUACGGUCUUCCGACAAUAAGAGCAGCAAGUGCACAAAGUAUGAUAAUAAAUGAGUUUGAUGUGUUGCAAGACCAGCAUACGGGAAGUUGGUUUAUGUUUAUUGCUUCCAGUGAAUCAUUUGGCCUUUAUCUCGAUAUAAUCAGUACAGUAUUUUUGACAAUAGUGACAUACCAAUUUCUUCUUUUUGACGAUGGGACAACCAAAAGCGGAAAUGUGGGUUUGGUGAUUUCUCAGAGCCUGAUUCUAACUGGCAUGUUACAAUAUGGAGUCCGACAAACAGCAGAAGUUGCUAGUAACAUGACUAGCGUUGAACGUAUUUUGCAAUAUACAAAAUUGGAUAAAGAAGGUCCUUUUGAAUCAUUACCUACCAAAAAACCAAGCCGGGAUUGGCCUCAACAUGGCCGAAUCACUUUCAAAAAUGUGUACCUCCGGUAUAUCCCCGACGAUCCCCCGGUUUUGAAAAAUCUCAGUUUCGAAAUACAACCAGGGGAAAAGAUCGGUAUUGUGGGUCGAACAGGUGCUGGAAAAUCAUCGUUAAUAUCCGCUCUUUUCCGUCUUACUAAAAUCGAAGGUGCUAUAGAAAUAGAUGGUGUCAACACUCAAUUCAUCGGUUUGAAUGAUCUAAGAUCCAAUAUUUCGAUCAUACCUCAAGAACCAGUUCUUUUCUCAAAUACGGUACGAUACAACCUUGAUCCAUUUGAAAGAUGUGAUGAUAAGACGUUAUGGAAAGCUUUAGAAAACGUUGAACUCAAAAAUGCCAUAGACAGCUUAGACCAAAGAGUGAGCGAAGGAGGUUCGAAUUUUAGUGCCGGUCAACGCCAACUUGUUUGUCUUGCCAGAGCUAUAGUUAGAAAUAAUAAAGUGUUAGUUUUGGAUGAAGCAACCGCUAAUGUUGAUCCAGCCACUGAUGCCUUGAUCCAAACCAGUAUACGUAAAAAUUUCAAGGAGUGUACAGUUCUAACUAUAGCUCAUCGACUAAAUACUAUAAUGGAUUCAGAUAAAGUAUUGGUGAUGGAUGCAGGGGAAGCGGUCGAGUUUGACCACCCCCACCGGCUUUUAGAAAACCAGGAAGGUCGUUUUAGUCAAAUGCUUCGAGAAACGGGGAAAAAUUUAGAAAGCCAACUGCGAGAAGUUGCAAAAAAUGACUACAAUAAUAAAUUUGGACCAAAAUCUGCCAGUGAUGAACAAAACGAUAAUACAGAAAAAUGAGAUUUAUUUUUUUUAAUGUUUAACAAAAAUUGAAACGCUUUAAACUACGUAAACAAUUUUAAAUGUUUAAAAAAUAAUUGAAACGCUUUAAACUACUUAAACAAUAUUACGUAAUAUAUUAAUUUUCUAACUGUAUUUAUUUUGAGUUGUUUUGUUGAUUUUACGAAAUAUAGUACAUAUUAUAUUUUAUAUCAAUUGGA
This is a messenger RNA of Tribolium madens (black flour beetle), 4351 nucleotides long. RefSeq names its product ATP-binding cassette subfamily C member 4-like. Bases 135 to 4151 code for a protein of 1338 amino acids. Gene Ontology annotation, cellular component: membrane. Gene Ontology annotation, molecular function: ATP binding; ABC-type transporter activity; ATP hydrolysis activity. The transcript is spliced from 11 exons. Gene Ontology annotation, biological process: transmembrane transport. Lineage: Eukaryota; Metazoa; Arthropoda; Insecta; Coleoptera; Tenebrionidae. The record is from RefSeq and is a predicted model, not a curated record.